This is a messenger RNA of Cetraspora pellucida, 1782 nucleotides long. NCBI's taxonomy places the organism in Eukaryota, Fungi, Glomeromycota, Glomeromycetes, Diversisporales, Gigasporaceae. The record is from the annotation of a GenBank genome assembly.
AUGUUUAAUACGAACUUUUUAGGUGAUGAGCCAGAUUUUAAUAUGUACCUUUUGAAUAACAAACCUAAUAUAGGGCCUAAUAAUAAACCUAAUAUGAAGCCUAAUAAUGAACCUAAUAUGGAGCCUGAUAACAAACCUGAUAUGGAGCCUGAGCCUAUAGAAUCUGAUAUAGAGUCUAUAGAAACUAACCUUGACUGUAAUGAUGAAAGUAGUGACAAAAGUAAUGGCUGGAGUUCUGAUGAAGAUAUUUCAUUAAUAAAUUUUGCUUAUCAUAAUGGUUUUAGUGUUCGAAAGUAUCAUUCUGAAAAGUUAAAUAGAAAAUGUAUUAGACACACAUAUUUGUAUCGAUACUUUUCUAUAUAUAAGCCUGUAAAAGAUAAAAGUUUAGAAAAACAAAGAAACAAAAGUUCUGCUCAGAUUGACUGUCCUUGGAAAAUUCAUAUUCGAUUUCAAAAAAAGAGUUAUGAUUUAAGGGUUUUCUCAUUUGUUGAUAAGCAUGAAAGCCAUCCUUUAACUCCAGUAAAUUGCCAAUUUGCAUCUCAAUAUCGAUGUUUAACUCAAGAAAUUUCUAAAGACAUUAAAUUUUAUACUCAAGAGGGUCACUUAGGAGCAACUGACCAAUAUCACUUAUUAAAGGCUUCAUAUUCCCAUCAUACUUUAUACAAGAAAGCCAUCUAUAAUGCAAUACAACAAUUUCAUAAUGAGAAAUGUGUGUUAAAAGCUACAAACUACGUUGAACCUAAUGUCUUUAUGACUGAUACCAAUCUGGCUAUGUCUUCACAAAGGGCUGAGGCAACUAAUUCUGUUAUUAAAAAACAGUUAAAUUAUCGAAACAUUAGCCUUUACAAUCUAUUUAUAGAACUUGAAAAAAGACUUGCAACUGAACCUAUUGAUAAUAUUAUUAAAAAUUUUUUAAUGCCAACAAGUUUAAAAAAACAACAGGAUCAAAUGAAUCUUAGUGCACAAUAUCAUGCAACAAGAGUUUCACAUAAAGAUCAAUAUAAUAAGCAGAUUCAAGAAAUAGAUGAUAAAUAUAUCGAUGAUAUAUUUGACUAUCCUCAAGCUUUGACAUCACAUAUUUUUCAGCAAUUUAAUAAUUCGAUUACUAUGUUUAAAGAUACAAUUAGUAACAGCGCAGUUGAACAAUCAGCAGUGAUUUUGAUUUCUCAAUUUGAUAUUAGCAAUUUCGAAGUUGGUGUACAACCUAAUUAUGAUACUCAAGCUAAAACCAACACUAUUUCAUUGUUAUGUGUGGGUAUUAAAGAUCUAGACCAGAAUUUAGAUAAUUAUCAAAACAUUCAAAAAAGAUAUUAUACAAAUCAAGAAAAGAUCAAAAAAUGGACAUUUUAUUAUAAACUUUGGGGUGUUGCUUAUAAAGCUACAGAGAUCGCUACAAAUGCUAAAGAUUAUAGUCUUUUAGAAAUACUUAAUAAUUAUAUAAAUAGAUCUAUACAUGAGUCAAGCUUUCAAACUAAAUCUCAAAUAAGUAGUUCUAGCAAAGAGAAUCAGGUUAUAGAAGAGAAUGAUGAAGUUAAACAAAUUCAAAAUCUAAUUAAAAGAUAUGGAAAAGGAAGACUUUCUGGAAGACCUACCAAAAAAUUGUGUAUACAGAAUAGUUUAGAAAAAGAACAAUUAGUUAUGGCUUCUCAAAAUAUUGAUAAUAAUAACUCUAAUAUCAAAAAAUACAAAUAUAGUCUUUGCAAUUCAUUAUUUUAUACGAAGGCACAUUGUUCUUUAAAUCCUAAAAGGAAUAGACAACUGCUACAAAAACUUCCGUUAUAA